GGUGCAGCUCGGCUGGGAGACGGCGCGACCCGGCGGCGGGGCCCCCCGCGAGUCCAGCGCCGCCGCAGCCCCCCAAUGCGGCCGCGAGAAGCAGCGGGGGGGCAGGCGAUCGAAGAGAAAGCAUUAAGUACACACAUACCUUGGAAAUAUUGUGGGUUCCAUUUCAGAGUACCGCAGUGAAGAAAUCAUUGCAAUAAACAGCCUCUACAAACGUCAUCUAGUGACAAUGAAGUCACCUCUGUCCUUUCUGGAGAGAUGCUGACCUCCGCUUCCUGGACCCAUUCUGACUCAGGAGCCUUCACGUAAAUGGGUCCAGUCAUGCCCGCCAGUAAGAAGCCCGAGAGCUCAGGAAUCAGCGUGUCCAGUGGACUGAGUCACUGUUACCGGGGCAGCGGCUUCUCCAAGGCCCUCCAGGAAGAUGAUGACCUCGACUUCCCUCUGCCUGACAUCAGAUUAGAAGAGGGGACCAUGGAAGAUGAAGAGCUGACCAACCUGAACUGGCUGCACGAAAGCAAGAACUUGCUGAAGAGCUUUGGGGAGUCGGUCCUCAGGAGUGUCAGUCCCGUCCAGGACCUGGACGAUGACACUCCGCCAUCCCCUGCCCACUCGGACCUGCCCUAUGAUGCCAGGCAGAACCCCAACUGCAAGCCUCCGUACUCCUUUAGCUGCCUCAUAUUUAUGGCCAUCGAGGACUCUCCGACCAAGCGCCUGCCAGUGAAGGACAUCUACAACUGGAUCCUGGAACAUUUCCCCUAUUUUGCGAACGCGCCCACCGGGUGGAAAAAUUCAGUGAGACAUAAUUUGUCCUUGAACAAGUGUUUCAAGAAAGUGGACAAAGAGAGGAGUCAGAGUAUUGGGAAAGGGUCAUUGUGGUGCAUAGACCCAGAGUAUAGACAAAAUCUAAUUCAGGCUUUGAAAAAGACACCUUACCACCCACCUCCCACCCCUCAGGCUUAUCAAAGCGUCCAGACCAGUGUCAUCAGGCCUCUUCCUGUGCUCUCCCCUGGACAUUUCCGCACAUCAGGUCCACCCAUCUGGCCAGGCAGUACCUUCUUCAAGAGAAAUGGAGCCCUUCUGCAAGAUCCUGACAUUGAUGCUGCCAGUGCCAUGAUGCUUUUGAAUUCUCCCCCUGAGAUACAAGCAGGUUUUUCUCCAGGAGUGAUACAAAACGGAGCGAGGGUUCUGAGCCGCGGACUGUUUCCUGGCGUCCGCCCGUUGCCGAUCACUCCCAUCGGGAUGACUGCGGCCAUAAGGAGUAGCAUCACCAGUUGCCGGGUGCGGACUGAGAGUGAGCCGCCCUGUGGCUCCCCGGUGGUCAGCGGCGAUCCCAAGGAGGAUCACAACUACAGCAGUGCCAAGUCCUCCAAUGCUCGAAGCACGUCUCCCGCCAGCGACUCCGUCUCCUCCUCCUCCUCCUCCUCCUCCUCCUCCUCAGCUGAUGACCACUACGAGUUUGCCACGAAGGGGAGCCAGGAGGGCAGUGAGGGAAGCUUCCAGAGCCACGAGAGCCACAGCGAGACAGAGGAGGACGACAGGAAACCCAGCCAGAAGGAGGCCAAGGAUGCCCUGGGGGACAGCGGCUAUGCGUCCCAGCACAAGAAGCGACAGCACUUCGCCAAGGCCAGGAAGGUCCCCAGUGACACCCUGCCCCUCAAAAAGAGACGCACAGAAAAGCCCCCCGAGAGCGACGAUGAGGAGAUGAAAGAGGCGGCCGGUUCGCUGCUGCACUUGGCAGGGAUCCGGUCCUGUUUGAACAACAUCACCAAUCGGACGGCCAAGGGGCAGAAAGAGCAAAAGGAAACCACGAAAAAUUGAAACAAGUCUCUGAUUUGUUUUGAACUUACGGCCAUUUGGUUUCAGCAUGUCAGGAGAUUUCUAAUGAUUUGUGGCAAUAUCAGCAAUUUUUUUCUUUUUCUUUUUUUUUCCUUUUUGUUGGUUUGGUUUUCUUUUCUUUCUUUCUUUUUCUUUUCUUUGUUAAUUUGCCCCCCACUCCUUUGUUUUGGGACCCUUAAGAAUUUUGUGUUUAAAGGAGAUUGAAGCCAUAGAACUCAUAUUGACACUCAGCCGUUUUACAAAAGCUUUUCUUUAUCUGAAGACAAAAAAAAAACCGAAAGGAAAAAAAAAAAAAGCCAAAAUUAACCAUUGCUUCCUGCAGCCUGUCAGAAGCCUGUGGCUGAACCCACGGGGGGAUGUCAACAUUAAUGUCACAGGAACACUCCUGCGCCACCUAGGAGGCACACGUGCAGAAUGAUCACGCUCAGGCCAACCCUUAGGUUUAAAAGGUCAGUUGUGUUCGGAGUGAAACUGGGGAGCAAUUGCAGGGGCUGAAGAGCCCCGUGUCCCCCUUGGGACAGUUACUCUAAGGGUAACACCAUGCUCUGGCCCUGGUGUCCUCCUGUGCCAGAAACACCAACGGCAUUGCCAUAUAGCAAGCCCAGGGCUCGGCUGCCAGUCCUCUGUGCUGCUUAAGCUUGAACCUGGUCCGUCUCACAAGCCGACUGCCAGACUGUUGGUGUACAUCGGGUGUCAGUGACUAAGGAGGGACAGGGAGAAUCCUUAGAGCCAUUGCUCACCGCUCAAUUCUGCUCUAUAUUAAGACUUUCCAAAAGCCAUAAGCCUGAAGGUUGGCCCUGAGCACGCGCGCACGCGCGCACACACACAUACGCACACAUGAGACUUAAAGAUGAUGCAGAAAACAGGCUAUGUCCUUUUAACUGCCCCAGUGAAAAGCAAUCAUGCCCAAGACAUGACAGUAGCUGUUAAGAAAGCAAAAAUGGUACAGAUUCUUUCCCAUCAAAACAAUCUGAUCCAAGUUGGGGGGGCGGGGGGAGGGGGAGGGGUGCUACAGAAACUGCCAUUAGUAUUGUGGUGUCUUUUUAAGAGGUUAAAGAAGCAUUGAUGGACACGAACAGCAAAAACAUGGCAAACAAUACAACUCCUAUAUUGCCCUCAAAAAGGGUUUGCAAUUAAUGUCAGGAUUCAUUUUUUGCAAAAAAAUAAAAAAAUAAAAAAUAAAAAAAUAAUAAAAAAAAAAAUCAGUGAUUUUCACAUUCAGCCAGUGUAGCCAGCAGAAAUUUCUGAUCCACGAUGCAUGGAUUCCUUUGAAGAAAAGAAAAAAAAAAGAAAAAGGAAAAAAAUUACAAAAACAAACUUUUUUUUAUUAAAAAAUAACAAAGUUCUUGUAAGGUAAAUAAUGUAUUUAGCAUGAAGCAUGAAUUAUUUUCAUAUAAAUAUAGAAAAUAGAGAGAAGGCUAUGCCUCUAAUUUUUAAGCCCUUAGGCUUAGAGGUUCUUUUGUUCUUUUUUUUUUUCUUUUCUUUUUUUUUCUUUUCUUUUUUCUUUCUUUUUUUUUGUUGUUAUUUUGUUUUGGUUUUUUGAAGCAGGUGUUUAAGGUUUAACCUUCUUCAGGGACAAACUCUGACUGUUGGGGAACUUACUCUGCAAUAUAAAUUAUCUUCAUACUCUGGUAGGGCUUGGAUGGUUGAGCUCUAUACUGCCUUGUCCACACUCAGCCCCGACCCCCUCUGAUUCUCUACUGAAGAGUGUGUCCUUCCCUUUGUCUGUAUGUGUUUAACAUGACGCAAUAAUUCGAGGGCAAACUUAGUGUGUAUGAUAGAAUCAAGAGAAUUAUGGGACGCUUACUUGAGAAAAAUCAUUACCGUGAUUUGGUUCUAGGAAAAAGGCAGUGAAUAAUUAUGCAAAUUCACCAGAAGAAGGGGAAACAUGCUAAUGGGCCUUAUUGGGUGAGGGUAAGAGAUAGGGUACAUGGGUAGGAGGAAGUAAGUGAUAAUGGGCUUGGAUGGGCCCGCCCUCCAUGUUUUACUGCGACAGUGAGAUUUCGCAGUGAGAAGGGGGCUGGCCCUCUCUGCCUCUUCAGCAGUAACCGCCCUGGGACUAAGACCACCUAGACAGUGAGAGCUGAAUAACAACCAGACCAUGUCACACAAGCCAGAAACUCCAGUUACCUUUGCCAAGAAAGUGUUUUUCCUUGAGGUCUAAAGAGAAAUCCCUAAAACAAUAUGGCCUUCCAUCCAAAUGGAACUAUUAAAAAACGAAAACACUACCAUGGCUCAGGGUCAGAUGUUUAGGAGAGGGAGAAAACUGAGGUGACCUUGGACUUUUGAAACAGGGCAGUCAUGGGCCUUUUUAAAGCUAUGUCCGCCUGUCUGAACCAGGUACCAUGGCAACUGCAUCAGCUUGGGAGGAAAGAUGUGUUAUCUGGUGCAUUUCUCCCUACCUAACCUGAAGGCAGCUUCAGAAAGAAGGAGGGGUGGGGUGGGAAGGACCUCCCACUUUAGGGCAGGCUAGAUUUACCCCCACCUGUCUGUCCCUGAGCCUGCCCUCUCAACAUGGAGAUUCAGGGUUAGAUGAGAGGGCAGGUGUGGUUUUUUCCAGUGCUCUGAUCCCUCUUUGUCCACAAAGCUCUGACACCCUAUAAGCCAUCCACAGCUCUGGAACCUGAGCCACACUUAGAUUUCUGUUGUCACCUAACCAAGUCCAAAAGACCACCCUCCCAACCCCCAAGAUGGUGAGACUCAGACCUCUCCUGAAGGUGAAGGUAAGCGCUCGCUCGCUCGCUCGCUCACUCACUCGCUCGCUGGGCACUGUUUCUGGCAGGGGACUUCUUCCAGUGAAAACCCCCCACGUGGGCUGUCUCCCCUCGUUUUCUUUUCCCGAAGGGGCAGAGGCCUCUUUCAGAGAUAACAAGAUGCAGUGUGUGUGUGAUUUACUUUUCUGAUCUCGCGGAGAUCUAGGAAACUAUCUUCUACAAGUGUGUUCUGAACCCCAGAACCACUCUUUGCAUAAAUACCUCAUCGGGCAGCUUUCUAAGUGUUAUUUUCCUGAGCCUCCCUUGGCGCCUUUGUUGGAAUUUUCUGGAAGACUUGUUGGGGAAACUUUAGUAAGGGUACUUUUUCUAUUUUCCUUCUGUUUUGGGAGGCAUAUACAUUAUGCAUAACCAAAACAAUGGCUCAAUUGUGUUUAACUCUGUAUUUUGACUGUUGAGGCGAAAACAAAGUUAUCAAUGUGUAUGUGGACGUUUGUAGCGAAGUCUGCCGAAUGAGGCUGUCCGUGUCCUUAACAAGCCAAGGGGCAGGAGGCACCCUCUCUUUCCCCUCCCCCAAGAGCAGUAGAGAAUUUAAGCACAAGCCUAUUUGUGAAAGAAUAUUUUGCUUAAGUGUAAUUCACUUUAGUCUUGGACUUCCUUCCCAAUCGUCAGGUGUUCUUUUAGCUUUCAAACUAGCCUGUGUAUCCAUUAGUCUGACAGACCGCCUGAGCAUCGUUCAAGGGGUGUGGUGUUCUUCUUUGUGGUUCAUGUGUCGUUCCAGGAUCUCAUGUACUCACAUGGGGCAGGGGGGGAGGGGGAGACGGGGAACUCUAGCAAUAUUUACAGAUGCUUUGGAAACAGCAGUGAACAAACACAUCAGCACCGUGGCGUCGCGACCACUGUCUGUUGGCCCUCAGACACAUUUAAGAGGAGAGACAGUGGCUUUCUUUUCUUAGGUGAAAUGGACAUUUUAAAAUCCUCCUCUGGGUUGUCGUCUUUCUCCAGGACUUUGUGGAAAGGGUUCGCAUCAUAGAUUUUUCUUUCUGAUAAUAUCAUAAGCUCCUACUUCCCUCCUCUCUCCAGUCAGUGUAUUUUUCAAGAGUUCUUUUGAUAAAGCUGGCUCUCUGAAAUUAAAGCUGAACCAAACCCGCAUGUGUAAGGAAACCGUGGUCAGGACACCUGAAGCAGCAGGUCUCCAUUCUUGGCUGGGUCUUUAAGGAGGAAUGGGUCGAUACCCUUUCCCAAGAAUGGAUUUUCUUUCUUGUCGCGUCCUUCGGCACGUCUAGUGCUUUCUGUUCAGAGCGGUUCCUACCACGGAACAUUCUAGAAGGAGUAUUGCACUCAGUGGUGCCCAGGCAAGAGAGAAUGGCUUUGGUGCCCAGCCUAAGAGUCCAACACAGCAGGCCCAUGCUCAGCACCCCAAGCCACCAAUUUGGGUUUCAGUGGUGCCACUCCGGGACCUCCAGCCUCUCGGGGUGGGGUGGGAGGGCUACGACAUGAUGCCAGAGUUAGGCACAAGUGACCUGCAUGGGAGGUUUUUCCCAUAUCUAGGAUUAGACUGAAUUUAGUGCGAUUUCUCUUCCCAUUUCAAACCUUAUUCAGGUUGGGACUCAUUUCUUUCUGGUGGAUCACAGCUGCCCAGAUGUUGCAAUUGAUUUCUUUGUUUCUAUAGAGAAGUCCUUUUCUUUCAUCUUCAGAAGCUUUGUUUUGUUAUUAUUAUUAAUUAUUAUUAUUUGCCACCAAAAGAAAACAUUGGAACCUAUGUCCCCUCUUGAUUGUGACUUGCCAGUGUUGACAGUUCAGUCCUUCGUGUUGUAGAUCCCAGCCCACCAGUACUAUAUCAAACACUGUUAGGCACAUGAUGCAGCACUGUGAUCUAAUUUAAAUAAUACUUUUUUAUUAUUUAUACUACUAUAUAUAAUAUACAUCAACACUUUUGCUAUAUAACCUACGUGAUAAACCCUUUUUAGUUACCUGUCGGACUAGACUUUGGUUUCUAUUGGAGUUAACACAGUUACAGAAUUGUAAUGGUGUCUUCUUUUUUUUUUUUAAUUUUUUUUUCCUUUGUAAUGGAAUGUGUAAAUCAAAGUAUAUACAUUGUGUGGUGUUCCUGUUUCUUGGGAUGUCAUGAGGAGUUACACACGGCAUUCAGUGUUCUGUAUAGACCUGCCCACCUUUGUGAAUUCAUCUGUUAACCCAUCUUCGUUUGAGAGCGCGCCAGCCAUGGUGGCUCUAACUCCCAGCGUCCUCUCCCUGCUGGCUAUUCUUGAAUUAAGCACAGACUCGUCCACUCGGUUGCUUUAUCAUGAAUCAUGGGUGUGACUCGGUCUCUCUUCCACACUUCAGCAAACCAGUGCUGGCUUCACAGACCAAAAAUUAAGGAAGGAAAACACCACUUUAAAAAAAAAAAAACGAUCCACCUUUUCAUGGCCGAAACGGAUGUCUAUGGUGCUGCCGAGCUUCUGGAAUCAGACCGCUGUGGAGUGAUCAUUUCUGAUUUGCUGUGGGAUGCUCACAAGUACCCUUCCUAUCUUGUUAGUGUUGAAAUCUCGACUCUUGGUGUGAGAUCUGUACGGCAGUGUUUCUCCGCUGUUCAUUUGCAGAAGCGGAGAACAUGCCUUCUCUGCCCUUUUGCAAAUGAUCCAUACUCCAUAUUGGAUUCUCAGAAGACUUCGAUAUGGUGAUCCUGUCAAACCUAGAAAUUGUAUUUUAUCUUUUCACACCUGGUUUCCCCCUCUUUCCCCUGUGUUCGAGGAAACAGCACACUUCCUGUUGUGGAUGCGUUCACCAUUUCCUGAGUCCGUGUGUUGAAGCCACCCAAGGCCAUAGCUGGCUGGUCCCACACCAUUGUCCUCACUGCCUGUACGCCAUGGUGAACACGGGGGUGGAAAAGUAUCUGUGUGUGUCCGGGAAACAGCUCCGUGGACAUUUUCUUAGUGCUCUGAUUCUGUAACAUUUCUGAGUUUUGUUUUAAUUUUACAGAAAACAAAACCACAGUGAUAACGCAGUGAGAAGACCGAGAGGUUUGUGGCUGAAUCUUAGGGUCACUCGACCUUUCCAGGCCAACAGAUCUACAAGGCCAAAUUAAUUUACAAGAGUAAUAAUUUCUUCAGAAGCCAAUUUUUUUUUUCCUGUAUUUCUGUAUGAAACUGCCAAUAUCAUGAACAGAAGGGGAGAAUUAUAAGGGAGAAAGAAAGUGAGGUUCGGUGGUGCUUACACCCUGCCUAAAGCAGCAGUGUGGAGAUGGCGCCGCCAUCAGCCGAGCUCGGGGGACUUGGUGUUGCUUGGGAGGGAUCCAUACAGCAUUUUGCGUUCUUCAUGUGUAAUCAUAUUGCCAAAGACAAACUACUUCAUCAUUUAUUGUAAAUAACACUUCCCCAGACCUACCAUAAAGUUUCUGUGAUGUAUCGUCUUCCAGUUGCAAUAAAAAUUACUGAGUUGCAUCAAUUGAA
Messenger RNA from Peromyscus leucopus (white-footed mouse), 7996 nucleotides. RefSeq names its product forkhead box N3 (gene Foxn3). Lineage: Eukaryota; Metazoa; Chordata; Mammalia; Rodentia; Cricetidae. The coding region runs from base 307 to 1815 and encodes 502 amino acids. Gene Ontology annotation, cellular component: nucleus. Gene Ontology annotation, biological process: regulation of DNA-templated transcription. Gene Ontology annotation, molecular function: DNA-binding transcription factor activity; cis-regulatory region sequence-specific DNA binding. The transcript is spliced from 10 exons. The record is from RefSeq and is a predicted model, not a curated record.